CGCCUCGUCAAAAAACCCCGCAGAGGGGCAGGCGCCAAUCACGUGAUCUGGCACUCACCAGCCACGGGAUGCGCCACAGCAAAAUCGCCGCGAAUGAAAUCCACAACGGAUUCGCCUUUGAAGAAAUCCCAGAAAUUGAGCAGUUGCCGCAUCACACAACCACACAACAUGUCUCGACUCGGGAACAACGCCGACUGGGCCGACGAUGAUGAGUACGAUGAUCCCUCAGCGCUGCCCGCAACCCAAAUCACCGAAAACAAAGACGGCACCAAGACGGUCGUCUCCUACCGUUUCAACGAUGACAACAAGAAAGUGAAGGUCACUCGCAGGAUUAAGGCUACCGUCGUCAGAGAGCACGUCAACCCACAGGUGGCCGAGCGCCGGUCCUGGGCCAAGUUCGGCCUCGAGAAGGGCCACGCGCCCGGCCCCUCCUUCGACACCACCUCCGUUGGUGAGAACAUGAUCUUCCGUCCCAGCACGAACUGGAAGGCUCAGGCUGCUGAGGCCGAGAAGAACCCCGAGCAGGGCUCCAUGAAGGACCAGCUCAAGGACAAGAAGGUCAAGUGUCGUAUUUGCAGCGGCGAGCACUUCACAGCCCGCUGUCCCUUCAAGGACACCAUGGCUCCCGUCGAGGAGCCCACCGGUGGUGCGGAUAUGGGUGUGGACGAUGCUGGCGCUGCUGGUGGUCUGGGUGCUGGCUCCUCCAGCUACGUUCCUCCUCACAUGCGUGGAAAGGCUGGUGCUGCUGGUGGCGAGAAGAUGGGUGGCCGCUUCGAGAAGGACGAUCUGGCUACUCUCAGAGUUACAAACGUCAGCGAGCUGGCAGAGGAACAAGAGUUGCGGGAUCUCUUCGAGCGGUUCGGUCGUGUCACCAGAGUUUUCCUUGCCCGGGACCGCGAAACCCAGCGGGCCAAGGGCUUUGCUUUCAUCAGCUAUGCGGAUCGGGGCGAUGCUGCUCGCGCUUGCGAGAAAAUGGACGGCUUCGGUUACCGCCACCUUAUUCUCCGCGUCGAGUUCGCCAAGCGCACUACUUAGAUUCGCUUCUCGUUUUCCCUUUCACGACACAUUUUUUUCUGGCUGGAUUCUCUUUUCUUUUUAUCUUUCAGGCGGCCCUAGCUCUAUGCUGAAGCUCUUUCCUUUGAAAUGUAUGAUUGAUUGAUAAUGAUGAUUACCAAAAAGACACCCACCAUGUCAGUUACUUGCAUUCGUCAGUCUAUACAAAAGCAAUGGUUUAGAGAUUCUCGCAUGGU
This is a messenger RNA of Penicillium brasilianum, 1250 nucleotides long. The record is from the annotation of a GenBank genome assembly. Lineage: Eukaryota; Fungi; Ascomycota; Eurotiomycetes; Eurotiales; Aspergillaceae.